AUGAUUGAAAACACACAGAUAAAGAUUGAUGUGGAGAGUCAUUUUAACGAAGGUUCAACCAUUCGACGUAGCAUAUUCUAUACCGAAUUGUCCCCAUCGAUCGACUUUUCUAACAACGCUUUCCAAUUUGAACUUGAUUAUGCUAUGAUUGUUUCAAACAAGGAAGAGGUUCAUGCAAAUUUGAUAUACAAUGAUAAUUUGAACCCGUCCAUUCGUUCUUUCAAAUCGAUCGUCAAGAGGAUUGAAAACUUUUCGAAUAAUGAUGAUAUCCAGAACUUAGGCUGCUCCUUGAUUUUACAUUCGCAUCAUAGGAACCUUUCGAGAAACCUUUGUAUUAAAAUUCGAGCAGCUGAAUUUGUAAAGAUUGUGGCAAUUGAAAAUACCGGAAAGAAAGUGGGUUUUACUUAUACUUAA
Molecule: messenger RNA, 414 nt
Organism: Funneliformis caledonium
Lineage: Eukaryota; Fungi; Glomeromycota; Glomeromycetes; Glomerales; Glomeraceae
Source: the annotation of a GenBank genome assembly